Lepus europaeus (European hare) is the source of this 3483-nucleotide messenger RNA. RefSeq names its product LanC like glutathione S-transferase 2 (gene LANCL2). Lineage: Eukaryota; Metazoa; Chordata; Mammalia; Lagomorpha; Leporidae. The record is from RefSeq and is a predicted model, not a curated record. The transcript has 9 exons. Gene Ontology annotation, biological process: carbohydrate metabolic process; peptide modification. Gene Ontology annotation, cellular component: plasma membrane. The coding region runs from base 40 to 1413 and encodes 457 amino acids.
GCGAGCGCCGUCCGCGGCCGGCGCCGGAAGCGCGCGGCGAUGGGCGAGACCAUAUCGAAGAGGCUGAAGCAGCAGCUGGGAGGGGAGGCGGAGAUGGAGGAGCGGGCGUUCCCCAACCCCUUCCCGGACUACGAGCCCGCCGCCUCCGCGGCGCUCGCGUCCGCCGGGACCGAAGGCACGGGCUGCGCUCGGCCCCCGCCCACCACGGACGAGCUCGGCCUCCCCUUCCACCAGGACGGGAAGAUCAUUCAUAAUUUCAUGCGGCAGAUCCAAACCAAAAUCAAAGAUCUUCUGCAGCAAAUGGAAGAAGGGUUGAAAACAGCUGAUCCCCAUGACUGCUCAGCAUAUACCGGCUGGACAGGCAUAGCCCUUUUGUACCUGCAGUUGUACAGGGUCACAUGUGACCAGACCUACCUGCUCCGGUCCCUGGAUUAUGUGAAGAGAACCCUUCGGAAUCUGAAUGGUCGCAGGGUCACUUUCCUCUGUGGAGAUGCUGGGCCCCUUGCUGUAGGAGCUGUAAUUUAUCAUCGACUCAGAAGUGAUUGUGAGUCCCGGGAAUGCAUCACAAAACUUCUGCAGCUCCACAGAACUGUUGUCUGCCAGGACUCAGACCUUCCGGAUGAGCUGCUCUAUGGGCGGGCAGGUUACCUGUACGCCUUGCUGUACCUGAACACGGAGAUUGGUCCAGGCACUGUGUGUGAGUCAGCUAUUAAAGAGGUAGUUGAUGCUAUCAUCGAGUCAGGUAAGGCUUUGUCAAGGGAAGAAAGAAAAGCUGAGCGCUGUCCCCUGUUGUAUCAGUGGCACAGGAAGCAGUACCUUGGAGCAGCCCAUGGCAUGGCUGGAAUCUACUACAUGUUGAUGCAGCCAGCAGCAAAGGUGGACCAAGAAACCUUAAUGGAAAUGGUGAAGCCUAGUAUUGAUUAUGUGCGCCACAAAAAAUUCCGAUCAGGGAACUACCCAUCGUCCCUGAGCAAUGAGACAGAUCGGCUGGUGCACUGGUGCCAUGGAGCCCCAGGAGUCGUGCACAUGCUGAUGCAGGCAUACAAGGUCUUUAAGGAGGAGAAGUACUUGAAGGAGGCCAUGGACUGCAGUGAUGUGAUCUGGCAGCGGGGCUUGCUCCGGAAGGGCUAUGGGAUCUGCCACGGGACUGCCGGAAAUGGCUACUGCUUCCUGUCCCUCUACCGCCUUACGCAGGACAAAAAGUACCUCUACCGGGCCUGCAAGUUUGCAGAGUGGUGUCUGGACUACGGAGCACAUGGGUGCCGCAUUCCUGACAGACCCUACUCCCUCUUUGAAGGCAUGGCUGGCGCUGUUCACUUCCUCUCUGACAUCCUGGUGCCAGAGACAUCACGGUUUCCAGCAUUUGAACUUGGCUGUUCACAGAGGGAUGAAAAGGUACAAAAAGACAACUAAAAUACCAGUUGGACCAAAAGCCACAGACUGCUUGGUGCCUGACACAGACCAGCUGUGAAUCCUGGAAUGAAAAGCAGCAAACACCGUCAUGGUCCCUUUCCUCACAAAGUUGAGUCAGAGCAUGACUGACAGAAACCCUACCCACGUUUUGUGACAGUGUCCCCUCACCCAUGUGCAAUAUGAAUUUUCCACUUCCAGACCUGUGUGGUGUCUGCAUGUUUCUUGGUGUUUGUGUCUGCAGGUGUAGGUUGUUCUUAGUGGAAAGCCCCUUUGACCCCCACAAGCUUGCAGCUCCCCUCUACCCAGGGGAGUAUCUUCCAAAUUAACAGAGGUGGUCAGGUCUCUUGUAUGCCAGAAAGAUGAUGCAGGGAUGCAUGAGGGAAAGAAACAAGUGGGGUUUGGGAAGUGAACAGAGGUCAGCCUCUCUGCUUGUGCUCACCUUAGUGUUUUUAAGAAGCCCCAGGUGGCACAAGCAGCUUCCAGGACCCUGCUGUCAGCCAGAGGUUUCAGGAGCUUUGGGUAAAGGCCCCUUGCAGCCCAAGACUGUCUUGGGAAGAAGACUUCAGGCCCCAGGGAGUGACAUCAGGGGAAGCCUACUGAGCAUGGCCAUCUCGGACACUUGCCAGGCACAGACUCUAAUUAUUCAACAUACUCUUGUGUUAACACCAUAACUUACGGAUACUGGGAGAACGCAGUCCAGAGGAUGAUGAGGCUCUGCCAUUAGCACGUUUCAAAAUGUGGUGAGUCAUCAAAGCACAGACUUGGGAUGAACACAGUUCUUACUUCAUGUCCACUUUUGGGUGGAAUAAAUCAGAAGUACUGGUUUGCAUUACAUAUGGGAGACAGUGUUCUAACCAAAAAAAUGGCGGUAUUAGCUGUAUGAAAAUUUUCUAUUUCUUAAAAUUUGCAUUGAUUUGUCUUUAGAAGGACACUGUCUCAGCCUGGGAGUUUUCCCAGGGGUAGGGAACAUCCAACCUGCAGGCCGUAUAAGAACCAUGAAAUCAUUUGAUCUGGCUCUGCCAAAGCAGCUGCAGACAGAACUCAAAAUUCAAUAAAUCUGUAUAGCAGGCUAAUUUUUAAGUUGUUAAUUUUGUGUGACCCAUGAAUGAUACUGUAAAUAUUCAGAUGGCUUUUGGCAGAAGAAAGGUUUCCCAACCCUGGAACCCUUACCACCCUGGACACCCCUUUCAUAAAGGAGAAAGAAGAGCAUCGAUCAGAAGAAACCCUUGAUGCAUUUGCAGCCUUUUGAUACUUCUGACCCUUCCUGGUGGUGCUGGCAUGCCAAACACAUGACCUGCUACUUUUGAACCUGUGCCUCUCUCCAAUUUUUUGCUCCUGUGUGAGGCAGGUGGUUUCCAUGUGUGCAGAUCCUUGCAGUUUUAUUUGGGCUGUGCUUUUCAGGGUCCAGCUCCCUUAGUCCUAAAGGCAAGACAUGGGCCACGUACAGGCUGAGCCAUCCUCAGAGCAACACUGUUCCCAUCAUACCCACCCUCUUCACUGGAAAUGAUAUGAGGGAAGCUGGUGGCCACCUCAGGCCUCUGUAGCACAAUCCUUCUCAGCGAGGAGGAGGAAGCUCACAGAUCUGUCACUGGCCAGAAUGGACUUCAAGGUCCACUCACAUGCAUCUUAAAAUAGUUUGACUAGCCUGCUGUGGGAAAGAUAAGAUACCUGUGGUGUAAUAUCUUGGAGUUUUGUUGUUCCUGCAGAUGUACUUUUGAAAAGCCACUCAUCCACUAGAGGUAACAGGUGUGCGGGUCAUGGCUCUGCUUUAACCACUUCCUUGUGUGUUGUGUGGGCUGCUAUUGGCACAUUCAUCUUGGUCCCUGGACAUCACAGAAUAGGAUUUACAGAUGCCCCUUGGCCGUUGCAGGCGUCUGAAGUCAGAUAUCUCAUGUUCAUUUCUUGGAUUUGUUCCAGUCUACAGUGGUGCUCUCCAGAAUGUGUGUCUAAAUUUCAAAAUACAUGUGUUCACAAUACAAUUAAAAUCUGAGGGCAAAAAGUUGACAUCCACAAAAUGUGUGUGGGGUUCUUUGGUUUUGUUAAUAAAUAAAAGGCAGUCUGUUGUGACAA